This is a messenger RNA of Clunio marinus, 336 nucleotides long. The record is from the annotation of a GenBank genome assembly. Lineage: Eukaryota; Metazoa; Arthropoda; Insecta; Diptera; Chironomidae.
AUGGAAUAUUCUCGUCACUUCUUCUGUAGCCUUUUGAUUUGCUAUCUCAAAUUUAUUUGUCCAAAAGAAGCGGAAAUUUCGUCUAUGAAACAAAAAGAAAAAAAAUUAAUGAACGUCAUUUUAAUGCUGUUUUGUAUUAAUCUUUGCAUUUUUCAAGUUUCAGUGAGUCAAGACAUGAUGAACAUUAUAAAGCGACACAGUAAAAGCGAAUUUCUCAAAAUGACUGUCAUUAAACUCAUGAUGUGGCCUCAUGUCGAUGUAGAUUUCUUUUUGCAAAUAUCUAAUCAAGCAUUUAGAAUUUACCAUUAUAAAGGAAGAAAAUUUUUGAGCUUUUAA